AUGCAUUCGCAAUCAGGUAAUCUUUGUACAGGUCCUGCCUGCCGUUCAGUGGACAUGCUCAAGCAGAUGAUCACAUGUGGAAUGAACAUCGCUCGUCUUAACUUCUCACACGGAAGUCAUGAGUACCACGGUGGGACCAUCAAAAAUGUUCGCCAAGCAGUUCAAGAGAUGGGAGGCUCCCUUCAAAUUGGAAUCGCUCUCGACACAAAGGGGCCGGAGAUUCGAACUGGCCUUCUCACCUGGCGGUGCAACUGCUGA
Molecule: messenger RNA, 258 nt
Organism: Cooperia oncophora
Lineage: Eukaryota; Metazoa; Nematoda; Chromadorea; Rhabditida; Trichostrongylidae
Source: the annotation of a GenBank genome assembly